ACACGCUUAUAAAAUAAAAUCUAUCGAUAUAUUUACUAUCAAACAAUUUAGAUACCAUUUGACAGUGCAAGAAAAUAAUCAAUAUUGCAAAAUGGGAAAACACAGGACGGCACAGCAGGAUGCUAUCUUCGUUGCAUUCAUGGAAAGACAUCCCAUCAUAGCCAAAAACUACUACAAAGGCGACAAAUUGGCCAGUGAAGCCGCUUGGCAAAGAUUAAGCAAGGAGCUAAACAGUGUGGGACCACCAGUUAAAGAGGCCGCCGAAUGGAAGCGGGUUUGGAAGGAUUGGAAAAGCUGCAUACGGAAGAAAAUAGCUAAUAACAGGCUGGAGCCAAAUGGUACGGGGAAAAGUUCUCUGUACCAGGAUACGCUCACCCCUCUGGAGGAUGCCGUGGCAACUAUUACAGAUCUGUAUGAGAUGGCAGACAUUAUUGUUGAGUCACAGCCGAAGGCUAAGUUGCGCCUCCAAGACAUCAAACCAGAUCAGGAUGAGGACGCAUCCGAUAAUGAGGACGAUGAACAAGAAGAUGAUGAUGACGCUGCGUCUGCAGAGUCUAUCAGCGUGCGUGAUCUCGGUGUCAAGGUGGAGCAGCAGCUUCAUCAGCAAAAUUCCUCAGCCAAGAAGCGAAAACUCGACCAUGAGAAUCUUAAUGGAUCAGGAAGUGGAGCUGGCUUCAGUGGCACUACCGUGCUCCUAGACAUAGCCAAGGAGCUGAGAGAGCUAAACAGACAAACACGAUUGAAUGCCCAGCGUACCGAAGCGAAUACAGAAGCUCUUUUGGCAAUGGGCACGCAAAUUUCAGAUCUAAUGCAACAGCAGCUGAAAGAACGUAAGCGUCUCAAUGCCAUAAUGGAGAAGUUUGUGCUCAAGAUGGAAACAACCGACUAGAAGUAGCUAGAUAUAUGUAUAUAGCACUAUAAAUUAGUUUAACAAUAAAUAUUGUAAUCAGCAA
This is a messenger RNA of Drosophila arizonae, 953 nucleotides long. RefSeq lists its product as uncharacterized. The record is from RefSeq and is a predicted model, not a curated record. Lineage: Eukaryota; Metazoa; Arthropoda; Insecta; Diptera; Drosophilidae.